Cadophora gregata is the source of this 2805-nucleotide messenger RNA. RefSeq lists its product as uncharacterized. Lineage: Eukaryota; Fungi; Ascomycota; Leotiomycetes; Helotiales; Ploettnerulaceae. Gene Ontology annotation, biological process: glucan catabolic process. The transcript has 9 exons. The record is from RefSeq and is a predicted model, not a curated record. Bases 1 to 2805 code for a protein of 934 amino acids. Gene Ontology annotation, molecular function: hydrolase activity, hydrolyzing O-glycosyl compounds.
AUGAGCCACCAAUCCACUAUCGAAAUCUGUUACAACGCAUUCCUGCCCUGCCACUGCCUUCCUUUACAUCCCCAAAACUCCCUUUGUUUCCUUCCUUUUUUCCACCAGUUUAACUUUCACUCUUGUCCCUUUCCACUGUUCAAUCUUCAACCUGACACGAAGCUACGAUUCAAUAUGGCACUUCUUUCUUCAGCAGUCUUUACUUUCUUGUUGUUCUUCUCAGCGUUAUUCGCGUCCAGUGUUUAUGCCAUAGUAAGCGAUACCUACGUGCUCGACACGGAAUACUCCGGUCCAACUUUCUUCGACGGGUUCGAAUUCUUUACGGAUACCGACCCGACACACGGCUUCGUCUCUUACCAGUCCUAUGAGUCCUCUCUAUCCAAAUCCCUCAUCUCAACAAGCAACAAUGUAGCGCGUAUGAGCGUCGAUUCUACUACGGUGCUGAAAAGUGAUGAAAGCCUUGGCAUGAGAGCGAGCGUGAGGAUUAGUAGUAAGAAGCGGUAUACGCAUGGGCUGUUUUUGGUGGAUGUUAAGCAUAUGCCCGGGAAUGAGUGUGGUGUGUGGCCAGCUUUCUGGAUGUUUGGACCAAACUGGCCAAAUUCUGGGGAGAUUGAUAUUAUUGAAGGUGUCAAUCUUCAACAAGGAAAUGUCAUGACACUCCACGUCGGUCAAAACUGCACCAUCUCCGGUGCCCAAUCCCUCGGAACCCUCCAAUCAAACGACUGCAACCAAGACCACGGCUUCGGCUGCAGCGUCUCUUCCUCUUCCUCCACCUCUUAUGGUGACACCUUCAACUCCGCCAGCGGCGGCGUUUUCGCGACGCAAUGGACUUCAGACUACAUCCGUAUCUGGUACUUCCCCCGCGGAUUCAUCCCGACUAAUAUAGCGAAUGGACAGCCGGAUCCGAGUACUUGGGGUCUGCCUGAUGCGAACUUUCAGGGAAAUUGUGAUAUCGAUGCGAAUUUCAAGGACCAUCAGAUUAUUUUUGAUACUACGUUUUGUGGGGAUUGGGCAGCAGGUGUUUGGGACAAGGAUCCAGUGUGUAGUAAGAAGGCGACUACUUGCGCGGAUUAUGUGGCGAGUGAGCCAGGCGCCUUUGCAGAUGCGUACUGGGAUGUCAACUACGUGAAAGUAUUUUCUCUCACCGAGAAAUCUGCACCUACGUCGACAUCGGUCCUUUCACGCUCCACGUCAGAAUCACCAUCUCUUACCAGCUCUCUUUCUAUUUCGACUUCUGAAUUCGCAUCCACUAUCUACCUCAAUAGUACAACAAAAUCAACACCACCACUAUCCUCAACGUCGAUAACAGACCCAGAGCCUGAACAAACCACCGAUGUUACUAGCACAAUCGAAUCAUCGUCAUCACAAUUCUCAACAUUAAUACCAACCUCAAGGCCCGGACCAACCUUCAACGGCACGAGCGAAACAUUAUUAUCACAAUCACCCACUCACCGACCCUCAUCUCCAACAGCACCCUUCCCACCAUUCCCAACCAGUCCGCAAAACACUACGAUCCCCAAACCGCCUACCCUCCAAGACUUCACAUACGUCGGAUGUCUUUCAUCUUCAAUCUCUCCCUUCCCAAAUUUCACGCUCGCCGCUACGAACGAGAACAUGACGACCACACUCUGCGCUUCAGAAUGUAGCAAUGACGCUUAUCUGGGCACAGCCGGAACGUCCUGUUUCUGUGGCAAUAGUAUCCUCAACACUAAAGUCGAAUUUGAUUCUUCAUGUACGAUCCCGUGCCCUGGCAACCCAACGCAAGUCUGUGGUGGUUUCCAUUCAGCUUCGGCAGUCGACAGAAGAACCGAAUUCGAACAACAUCAUCAUCAACAUCUCGAAGACCCAGCCGAGCUAGCGAAACGUCAAUCCUUUGGCUUUCUUCUUACAGUCUUUCAGAACGACCUCAUUGUUAUCGAUUUGCCUGGCCUUUCGUCUUCCACCACAGCCGAUUCAACAGAAGUGCAUUUCGCUCCCUCAACUGGGGAGAUUCCAACACCCAGCACCACCCUGAGUGCAGUCAGCACGCUCAUCGGUGUACCUAUGGGCGUUAGUGAUACUGACAGCGUGGAACCUACAAUGGCUCCAACUGGUGUUCACUUCGGGGCUACACUCACUGGAGGCACGACGGAUAGUGUAACUGUUGCCGGCUCACUUAUUGGAAUUGGGAUGGGCGGUGGCUUGGGGAAGCCAACAUCUGUCCCUACUGUGACUACAAUCACGAUCGUACUGACGACAACCUAUACCGACAUCUGCAAAUGUGCAGCCUCGACACUACAGGUCUACACUACGACCAGCACACUGAUCUAUACUGAUUGCGGAUGUAAACAUCCAUCGACGCAUGAAAUUGAACACACGCACAUCCCAGAGGCCAAAACAGCCCACCAGAUACCAAUGACGACAAUAACGCGAAUUUGCGCAGACUGUGGCUCUGAAGGCAGAGUUACCCUUACCGUCCCCUGCACCGAGCCCACACAUGCUAUUUCUCCACCUAUUGAAACCAAGCCUCCUCACCAAGUAUAUAUUCCCAUCGCCAGCGUGACAGGCGCUGCACUCUUCGAGCAUUCUGCUCCAAACCCAGCAGCCCCUUCCCCUGUGGUCGAGAUCGUGACUUCAAUUGCGCAAGUCAUUCCUGUUCCCGUCUCUGUUUCUGUGUCCGUGCCUGCGGAAACGCCAUUGCAGAAUGGGAAUAAUCAGACAUUUGUUCUGAGCAAUACAGGAGAGGGCUUGAGGUGGAAGAAGGAGGCGAAAUGGGGCGUUUGUGUCGUGCUCGGGUUGGCAGGUGUUGGGGUUGGGGUUGUUUGA